Gorilla gorilla gorilla (western lowland gorilla) is the source of this 2967-nucleotide messenger RNA. RefSeq names its product LRRN4 C-terminal like (gene LRRN4CL). The coding region runs from base 861 to 1559 and encodes 232 amino acids. Gene Ontology annotation, molecular function: protein binding. The transcript is spliced from 2 exons. The record is from RefSeq and is a predicted model, not a curated record. NCBI's taxonomy places the organism in Eukaryota, Metazoa, Chordata, Mammalia, Primates, Hominidae.
CUUGUCAAGGGGAAGGCCUCCGGACCUGGGCUAUUUUAAGCACAGAUGUUUCCAUUCAUAAGCCUAGGAAGUCCAAGGAGGGAGAAGCUAUCCUGGGCCCCUAGCAAGCUUUCCCACUCCCUGCAUGUGACUUUCAUCUCCCCCAGAAGAGGGGGAUGGUGUAGGGCAAGUCUGCAGAGCUGGGAGACAUCAUUCUGGCCCCCUCUGCACCCCUCCCUUCCUCCCUUCCUCCCUUUCUCUGUCCAUUGGGAGGCAGAAGACAGGAAAUGACUGCCAUGGAUGUGGUAUGAUUUUUACCAAAACAGCAUUUUGCGGCUCAGGCCCGUGCUGUUCGCAGCUGUUUUCCUCUAAUAUCAGCCAGGUGGCUGCCUUCUAUGUUCCCCUCCCCAUCCCGUCGUAUGACUUCAGCCUUCGGAUUCUAAGCUCCUGGCUGCUUUCCGCAUUCCACUCCCCUUCCAGAACCCAGGCAUCCUGGGCUCCAGCUGAAACCAUUGCAUGUGGCUUUCCCCAUCCCUGGCCCCGUGACUCAGUCCCUGUGAAGGGAGCAGCCCUCUUUUUUGGCAAUCACCAGGGAGGUGGGGGGAGGAGGAGGGGAGCUAGGUGGUGACAUCACAGUCGAAGGUUAUAAAAGCUUCCAGCCAAACGGCAUUGAAGUUGAAGAUACAACCUGACAGCACAGCCUGAGAUCUUGGGGAUCCCUCAGCCUAACACCCACAGACGUCAGCUGGUGGAUUCCCGCUGCAUCAAGGCCUACCCACUGGUGCAUUUUCCUGUCUCCAGAGAUUGUGUCCAGGCAGAGGGCAUGGCAGGCUUUUGGGCUGAACAGGCUUUAUCUAUCCACCCCUUCCCUUCCAGUCUCCAUGCUGGGCUCUCCCUGCCUUCUGUGGCUCCUGGCCGUGACCUUCUUGGUUCCCAGAGCUCAGCCCUUGGCCCCUCAAGACUUUGAAGAAGGGGAGGAAGAUGAGACUGAGACGGCGUGGCCGCCUUUGCCGGCUGUCCCCUGCGACUACGACCACUGCCGACACCUGCAGGUGCCCUGCAAGGAGCUACAGAGGGUCGGGCCGGCGGCCUGCCUGUGCCCAGGACUCUCCAGCCCUGCCCAGCCGCCCGACCCGCCGCGCAUGGGAGAAGUGCGCAUUGCGGCCGAAGAGGGCCGCGCAGUGGUCCACUGGUGUGCCCCCUUCUCCCCGGUCCUCCACUACUGGCUGCUGCUUUGGGACGGCAGCGAGGCUGCGCAGAAGGGGCCCCCGCUGAACGCUACGGUCCGCAGAGCCGAACUGAAGGGGCUGAAGCCAGGGGGCGUUUAUGUCGUUUGCGUAGUGGCCGCUAACGAGGCCGGGGCAAGCCGCGUGCCCCAGGCUGGAGGAGAGGGCCUCGAGGGGGCCGACAUCCCUGCCUUCGGGCCUUGCAGCCGCCUUGCGGUGCCGCCCAACCCCCGCACUCUGGUCCACGCGGCCGUCGGGGUGGGCACGGCCCUGGCCCUGCUGAGCUGUGCCGCCCUGGUGUGGCACUUCUGCCUGCGCGAUCGCUGGGGCUGCUCGCGCCGAGCCGCCGCCUGAGCUGCAGGGGCGCUCUGAAAGGGGCCUGGGGGCAUCUCGGGCACAGACAGCCCCACCUGGGGCGCUCAGCCUGGCCCCCGGGAAAGAGGAAAACCCGCUGCCUCCAGGGAGGGCUGGACGGCCAGCUGGGAGCCAGCCCCAGGCUCCAGGGCCACGGCGGAGUCAUGGUUCUCAGGGCUGAGCGCUUGUUUAGGUCCGGUACUUGGCGCUUUGUUUCCUGGCUGAGGUCUGGGAAGGAAUAGAAAGGGGCCCCCAAUUUUUUUUAAGCGGCCAGAUAAUAAAUAAUGUAACCUUUGCGGUUUAAGAGGAUAAAAUGGAGGAUAUUAUUAUGUGGGUACUUAUAUGACCUUUGUAACCAUUUAAAAAUGUAAAAACGACCUGACAUAGUAAUGCGAACCUAUAGUAGCAGCUACUCCAGAGGCUGAAAUGGGAGGAUCUCUUGAGCCCAGGAGUUGGAGUCCACUCCAGCCAGGGCAACAUAGCCAGACGCCCUUUUUUUUUUAUUUUGUUUUGUUUUGGUUUUUUGUUUUUUGAGAAGGAGUUUCCCUUUGUCACACAAGCUGGAGGGCAAUGGCGCCAUCUCAGCUCACUGCAACGUCCACCUCCUGGGUUCAAGCGAUUCUCCUGCCUCAGCAUCCUAAUUAGUUGGGAUUACAGGCGCCCACCACCAUGCCCGGCUAAUUUUUGUGUUUUUUUAGUAGAGACGGGGUUUCACCAUGUUGUCAGGCUGGUCUCAAACUCCUGACCUCAGGUACUCCACCCGCCUUGGUCUCUCAAAGUUCUGGGAUUACAGGCAUAAGCCACUGUGCCCAGGCAGACCCCCUUCUUUAAAGAUGUAAAAACCGGCCGGGCGCGGUGGCUCACGCCUGUAAUCCCAGCACUUUGGGAGGCUGAGGCGGGCAGAUCACGAAGUCAGGAGGUCGAGACCAUCCUGGCUAACACGGUGAAACCCCGUCUCUACUAAAAAUACAAAAAUUAGCCGGGCAUGGUGGUGGGUACCUGUAGUCCCAGCUACUCGGGAGGCUGAGGCAGGAGAAUGGCGUGAACCCGGAAGGCGGAGCUUGCAGGGAGCGGAGAUUGCACCACUGCACUCCAGCCUGGGCGACAGAGCAAGACUCCCUCUCAAAAGAAAAAGAAAAAAGAUGUAAAAUCCAUUCUUAGUUUGUGGGCCUUACAAAUCAGGCCACUGGCCCAUUGCUUGUAGUUAGUUGAUCCAUGUCAUGCACCCUCAAAAUGGCUCUGUCACUGUGAGUGGCUUCAGUGGGAUUUUGAGAAUAAGUUUAUAUUCUUGCUAGGUAAAACAAAACAAAAACGACAGUAAUACCAAGGAAUCUCCCCCCCCCUUUUACCCUCCAUUUGUAUUUAUUGCAUAUCCACUAUAACAACAUUAAAGGACCUUUAAAAGGAA